AUGUCGCUCAUUGGAAAGUAUCCUUGUAGUAAUGUUACAGCCCCAACAUAUUUGUCUUUCUUGACUGCUUCCUGUUCUACACUGAUCACCAUCGUUGCUUCCUCGGGAAACUUCCUUGUGAUUCUUGUCGUCUUCCUGAACCCCAACAAGGACCUGCGAUCACCGUUCAACUACCUUGUAGUCAAUCUGAGUCUGGCAGAUCUUAUUGUUGGUCUCAUAACUGCUCCUCUCGGUAUAGCUUUUCAUUUUUACGAGGGUUUUGGAAUCCCUAAUCGACCCCUCAGAAAAACGAUGCAUGUUUCAUUUUUCAUUUCCUGCACUGCUUCGCUUCUGAGCCUGUCGGCCCUGGCGUUAGAUCGUUACGUCGCUAUUACAUAUCCUCUAUUCUACAGAUCGAAACUCAACGCAAAACGAAGUUUAUUAGUUUCUGCUGGUGUCUGGACCGUGUCUGUUUUAUUAUCCAUGAUUUACUUUGCAGUAGGCUAUGACAAGUUUCGGUUCGUCUUCGCCAACACUGCAGUCGUCGUGACGUUCACUGUGUUGCUUUUCACCAACUCGAAAAUUUUCAAGUUCUUGCGAACUCAAGUCAGACAAUGGGACAACCUGCACGACAGCACCGAAGAAAAUCUGGCGAAGAAGCAAGCGAUCAAGUGGGAGAAAAAGAUCACAAAGACGCUUGUUACUGUGUUGAUGUUAUUUUUAGCGUGUUAUUUUCCAUCGUGCAUUUGUAUCUACAUCAUAAAUUUCUGCGCUAAUUGCAAUUGCGUGUUUAUUCACUGGGUGAGAGACAUUCAGUUUGUUCUGAUGUUAACAAAUUCGGGAGUAAACCCAUUUGUCUAUGCGUUGAGGUUAGAUAAUUUUCGCAGAGCCUUUAAAAAUAUUUUAACAUGCCGUGCGUGCAUGAGGCGUGUAAGGUCAAUCUCGUUGAACCUGCAUCAAACGUCGACGUCAAGUACUGAAGGAACUUCAAAUACUAACACUCGAAGACAGCCAGUGGAAAUUUUAAUAUAA
Porites evermanni is the source of this 1011-nucleotide messenger RNA. Lineage: Eukaryota; Metazoa; Cnidaria; Anthozoa; Scleractinia; Poritidae. The record is from the annotation of a GenBank genome assembly.